GAUUUAUUUUUCAUAUUUUUGAGUUCAGAGUUCGUUGAUCGGACACAUCAUGCGCCGGGAAAUGGUGUUGCCGUUGUUCGUGCUCUGUUUCCUCGCCUCAGAUUUUGUUCGAACUGCCCAUUCAAUCUGGUUGAGCUUGCCUCCAUCUGUGACCAAGUGCGUCUCCGAGGAAAUCCAGAACAACGUCGUGGUUCUUGCUGAUUAUGUCGUCGUCGCCGAUCAAACUAAUGCCCCCACCAUUUCUGCCAAGGUGGCAUCGCCAUAUGGGAACGUUCUUCAUCACGCGGAGAACAUAACACAUAGUCAGUUUGCAUUUACAACCACUGAAGCUGGUAAUUACCUAGUCUGUUUCUGGUUGACUGACCAAAAACUUGAACCUGGUUUUGAGAUAAGUGUGAACCUUGACUGGAGAACUGGGAUUGCUGCCAAGGAUUGGGAAUCAGUUGCAAAAAAAGAGAAGAUUGAGGGCGUUGAACUCGAGCUACGGAAACUCGAGGGAGCGGUCGAAGCUAUCCAUGAAAAUCUACUUUAUCUCAGGGACAGAGAAGCAGAUAUGAGGACGGUGAGCGAGAGAACGAACGCACGAGUUGCGUUGUAUAGUAUCAUGUCGUUGGGUGUCUGCAUUAUUGCUUCUACUCUACAGAUAUGGUUCUUGAAGCGAUUCUUUCAGAAGAGAAAGCUUAUUUAGAGAACCUGUAAGUCUACUACUCUUCUUGCAGAAAGAGAAGUUUAAGUUAUCUACUUAUUUUGUUUUCCUUCCUCGUAAGAACUGAACUCUAGUUUCAGUUUUUGUUGUUCUUUGUUGCUUUGAAAGCUCUGAUAGAAUUUAGUGAGUUUUGAUUCUUAAGAUUCAAUGUUCUUCAUCCUUUCUAUGAUCAGAGGAUGUUUAGAGAAACUGAUGGUCAAAAUGUUUAGAGAUACCCACUAGAAACGUCAAUUUGUUUCGACAUUUGUCAUUGGCUAAUAAUUCAGAGGUUCGAGUCCUCCCAUCUUUA
Molecule: messenger RNA, 995 nt
Organism: Cucurbita moschata (crookneck pumpkin)
Lineage: Eukaryota; Viridiplantae; Streptophyta; Magnoliopsida; Cucurbitales; Cucurbitaceae
Product: transmembrane emp24 domain-containing protein p24delta3-like
Exons: 4
Coding region: 50-688 (212 amino acids)
Biological process (GO): Golgi organization; endoplasmic reticulum to Golgi vesicle-mediated transport; intracellular protein transport
Cellular component (GO): endoplasmic reticulum-Golgi intermediate compartment; Golgi apparatus; COPII-coated ER to Golgi transport vesicle
Source: RefSeq, a predicted model, not a curated record